Molecule: messenger RNA, 1221 nt
Organism: Leptosomus discolor (cuckoo roller)
Lineage: Eukaryota; Metazoa; Chordata; Aves; Leptosomiformes; Leptosomidae
Source: RefSeq, a predicted model, not a curated record
AUGGCUUCAGCAGCAUGAGUGCGUGGAGAAGCUCAACAUGCACGCCAUCCUGAGCGCCUCCACAGGCCAGGAGCAGCUCAUUCCUGUUCUCAUUGGAGAGCUGAUCUCUGUGGAGAUCUGGAAGCACAAGAUCUUUCCCGUGCUCUGCCAGCUGGGGGACUUCAAGCCAAGAAGCACCUUCCACAUCUACAUGGUGCUGCAUCACGAAGGCUCCAUCGUUAACCUCUUGGAGACUGUGUUUUUUCACAAGGAGAUCUGCGAGUCAGCAGAGGACAGCGUUCUGGAUUUAAUUGAUUAUUGCCACCGCAAACUGACCCUGCUCGCAGCUUGGAGUGCCAACAGACAGACAGUGACCCCAAUGGAGCUUCAGCCUGAGGAUCUGGCCAGCCCCUCGUCCAUGCGGGAGCUGCAGAAGCAAGCAGAGACGAUGGAGUUUGAGAUUUCUCUGAAAGCCCUGUCUGUGCUGCGGUUCAUCACUGAUCAGGUGGAGAGUCUGUCCCUGAGCGCACUGACACGGAUGCUGAACACCCACAACCUGCCCUGCCUCCUUGUCGAGCUGUUAGAGCGUUGCCCCUGGAGCUGCUGGGAAGCAGGCAAGCUCAAGAAGUUUGAGAAUGGCAUGUGGCACGUGGUGCCCCCUGAAGACCAGGUGAAGAUGACCAAACUCGAUGGGCAAGUGUGGCUUGCCCUCCUCAACCUCCUGCUCAGCCCUGAAUGCCAGCGCAAAUACCACUUUGAUGGCUUCAACAAGAGCCAGCUCCUUAAGCUCCGUGCGUUCUUGACGGACGUCCUCAUUGACCAGCUGCCCAACCUGGUGGAGAUGCAGAGAUUUCUGAGCCAUCUUGCAGUGACAGAGCCGGCCCCCCCAAAAAAGGAUCUUGUCCUGGAGCAGGUUCCCAUCAUCUGGGACCACAUCCUCAAGAAGAACAGGGGCAAGUGGGAGGCCAUCGCCAAGCACCAGGUGAAGUGCACCUUCAGCCCCACUGAGGAGGAGCUGAAGCUGCAGGCACAGAGGUGGGCACAGACUUACACCCUGGACAUGAUGGAGGCUCUGGCCCCUGACAAGCCCCGUUGCAGGGUGUGUGGUGCAGAGGCGGCCAAGCAGUGCUCUCGCUGCCGGAAUGAGUGGUACUGCACACGGGCAUGCCAGGUCCAGCACUGGCAGAAGCACAAGGCUGCCUGCAAGCUGAUGGCCGGGGUGCUGAAGAGUGUGGAUGACCU